Molecule: messenger RNA, 1440 nt
Organism: Hyalella azteca
Lineage: Eukaryota; Metazoa; Arthropoda; Malacostraca; Amphipoda; Hyalellidae
Product: gastrula zinc finger protein XlCGF26.1-like
Exons: 2
Coding region: 377-1372 (331 amino acids)
Biological process (GO): regulation of transcription by RNA polymerase II
Molecular function (GO): RNA polymerase II transcription regulatory region sequence-specific DNA binding; DNA-binding transcription factor activity, RNA polymerase II-specific
Source: RefSeq, a predicted model, not a curated record
CAUAAUGGUCCAUUUAAGAAGUUAGGAACUUGCAAGGAAGUCUUUGAGGAGUUGUAUAUCAUAUCAUUCUUCAUAAAGUACACAUCUGACUGCAGCCAAAUCAUUAUUGUCCUCCACAUCCCUCCAGGCUUCUUCAACUGCACAUCUCAGCCCUGCACCUGCACUCUCCUCUUGUGUGCCAUGCAAGACAGAAGCCCAAGUUGAGGCUCAUAACACCCACCCAGACUCCUCACAGAACAUUUCUUCUCUGUUAUUAAAUCAGCAUGGCAAAGGUGGGUCAGCACCGGCAUCAGGAGAGGCUGCUGGUAGCACUGUCAGUUCUGGACUGUCCAGCUCGAAGCAACACAUCAGGAUUAGGUGUUCCCAGCGUGGAUUGAUGCCUGCAGGUGCAGGCCAACUGCAGCAGCACAUUAAUGCUGAGCAUAUGAUAGAAAAAUCAAUUCAAUUCCCUGACUGCGAACAAUCAUGUACCACAAGAAAAUCGCUAAAAAAGCAAAUCAACUCCAAUCAUUUGAGAAGAAGUGAACACCAUUGCAAAUUCUGUUUGAAUUCAUGUGCUACUGAUGCUGAUCCCAAACAGUAUGUGGGUUGCAAGGAAAUCUUACACAAGAAUUGCCAUUCUAAAUGUUCAUCAAUGAAGAAGUUUCACUGCUCUAAGUGCAAUUAUACUUGCACUAGAAAAAGGGAUUUAAAAACUCACUUUCUUAAUAAACAUUCAACAGAAAAACCUUUCCAGUGUUCCAAGUGUGAAUAUGCUUGCGUCAGAAAAUAUGCCUUGAAAAUUCAUUUCCUUUCCAUGCAUUCUACUGAAAACGCUUUUCAUUGCUCCAAAUGUGAUUAUGCUUGCAGCACAAAAAAGAACUUGGAUUAUCAUUUCCUUUCCAAACAUUCAGCAGUAAAACCUUUUCAAUGUUCUGAGUGUGAUUUUGCUUGCGCCUUAAAAGGGAAUUUGAAAAGUCAUUUCCUUUUCAAGCAUUCAACAAUGAAAGCUUUUCAAUGUUCCAUUUGUGAUUAUGCUUCUAGCAAACGAAGUACCUUAAAAAGUCAUAUCCUCUCCAGGCAUUCAACAGUAAAACCUUUUAAAUGCUCUGAGUGUGAAUAUGCUUUCAGCACAAAAAGUGUUUUAAAAAAUCAUAUCCUCUUCAAGCAUUCAACAGUAAAACCUUUUAAAUGCUCUGAGUGUGAUUUUGCUUGCGCCUCAAAAGGUAAUUUGAAAAGUCAUUGCCUUUUCAAGCAUUCAACAAUGAAAGCUUUUCAAUGCUUGGAGUGUGAUUAUGCUUCCAGCACAAAAAAAAAGCUUGGAAUAUCAUUUCCUUUCCAAGCAUUCAACAAUGAAAGCUUUUCAAUGUUCCAUUUGCGAUUAUGCCUCUAGCACACAAAAUACCUUAAAAAAUCAUAUCCUCUUCAAGCAUUCAACAGUAAAACAUUUUAAGUGCUCUG